CGAUCCAGAGACAGUUUCGGUAUUUACAGAGGAGCCUAUGAACUGAAUGUAUUCGUCCGGGAGUCAACCGCGACCUACACACGGGCUGCCACCUAAAGAACAGAGUCAUGGCGCCCUUGUCAUCGCCUCUGCCUUCUCUCCUGAGACACAGGGGCUGUCUGCAGAAGGCGAAUGUUUGUAAAAUCUUACAGGGUUUACACCACCGGCCGUUCAGGUCUUGCUUGUGGAAACGGAAUUUCGGUGCGGCUUACCAUGGAGUCGGUCAACUACUGUCGCACCAGCACAGAGCCAAAAACUACGCAGCAUCAGUUUACAGCUCCUCAGACGGUCAGGACAUGACAGAGAGGCUGUGGUCUAUUUACAAUGAGACCAAGAGGCAGACAGAAGAUUUGACCCCAGUCAUAUCCACCAACUCAGUCAACCCUGACACCAUUUUUGCCAACAAUGAGAUGAGCCUGCGAGACAUAGAGAUCUAUGGCUUCGACUAUGACUACACCCUGGCGUUCUACUCCAGCCACCUCCACACCCUCAUCUUCAACAUAGCCCGCGACAUCCUCAUCAGUAACCACAGGUAUCCAGAGGGUCUGCGAAAAUAUGAAUAUAUCCCAAAUUUUGCUGUGAGAGGACUUCACUAUGAUGUUCAAAAGGCACUGCUGAUGAAGAUAGAUGCUUUUCACUACAUCCAGUUGGGAACUGUAUACAGGGGUCUUCAUCCAGUUCCUGAUGAGGAAGUAAUUGCCAUGUAUGAAGGUUGUCACGUACCUCUAGAGAACAUGAGCGACUUCUAUGGCAAGAGUUCCCACGGCCACACCAUGAAACAGUUCAUGGACAUAUUCUCCCUGCCUGAGAUGACCCUCCUGUCCUGUGUCAAUGACUUCUUCAUGAGGCACAAUAUCGACUACGAGCCAGUCCAUCUCUACAAAGACGUGAAGGAAGCCAUUAGAGAUGUUCACGUCAAGGGCAUUAUGUACCGAGCUGUGGAGGCAGAUAUCGAGAAAUACAUUUGCUAUGGUGAGCAGAGUCACGCUGUGCUGAAGAAGCUGUCAGAGCAUGGAAAAAAGAUGUUCCUCAUUACCAACAGCCCUUUUGACUUUGUGGACCGAGGAAUGAGCUACAUUGUAGGGAAGGACUGGAGGGACCUGUUUGAUGUUGUUAUUGUUCAGGCUGACAAACCUAGUUUCUUCAAUGACAGGAGAAAACCUUUCAGGCGAGUGACAGACAAAGGUGCAUUGCUGUGGGACAGGAUUCACAGGUUGGAAAAGGGGCAGAUCUACAAACAGGGAAACCUUUAUGAGUUCCUGAGACUCACCGGCUGGAGAGGAUCCAAAGUGCUCUACUUUGGUGAUCACAUCUACAGCGACUUGGCAGAUCUAACGCUGAAACAUGGCUGGAGAACAGGUGCCAUCAUCCCUGAGCUGAGGAAGGAGAUCAAGAUUAUGAACACGGAGCAGUAUGUGCACAUGAUGACCUGGUUGCAGGCAUUGACUGGUCUUAUCGAACAGAUGCAGGUACACCGGGAUUCUGCAUCACAAGCUGUCGUUGAGGAGUGGAUCAGAGAAAGAGAAGCCAUGAGGCCGCAGACGAAGGACAUCUUCAACGCUCAGUUCGGCAGCCUUUUCCGAACAUACCACAACCCCACUUACUUCUCACGCCGACUGUCACGUUUCGCUGACAUCUACAUGGCCUCCAUCAGCUGCCUGCUCAACUACGACUUGCAGCACACCUUCUUCCCCCGCCGUACCCCUCUGCAGCACGAGUCCCCAUUCUGGCCCGAGCAGAGCCACGUCAGCCUGAGCGCCUCCUCACAGCCUCACAGGACCAAAGCAGAGUCCGAUUAGAGAGAGAGAGAGGAAGGCAUUAACAAGGAUGACAUCUCCAUCGCUGGCUUAAACACAACUUCUUUUUUCAAGUUUUGAGGCAUGACUUUUUAGAAGAUGCAUGCCACAUUGCAAAUUAUGUAUAACAGGUAACAACUUCUGAUGUUAAGCUUUAAACUAGUUAGUUAUGUAUGUUAUUUCAAGGAAUUCAGCCUGUAAGAGGAACAAUGGAUUUAGUGCUUUUUUUUUUAAGCCAAAUGACACAUUACAGAAUGGGCAUUUUGACAAUGUCAUUUUAAACAUGCAAACUUUGUAUUUUAGGUUUGUAUUUAGAAUUCGAAGCAUUGAAGGCACUGAUUGUUCAAGGUUUGCAUGUGUGUGUGUGUAUGAGAGAGAGGUUUUUAGUGUGAGAUUAUACACAUGUAAUGUCAGAUAAUGCAUUUACACAGUUUUAACAAUAGGGGGCAGUCACACAUCAAGUCUUUCAAGUGGAUCUCUGUAGUAUGAACUGUGCACCUAAUCUUCGUCUUUUUUAUCCUUUGUGUCUGUAAAACUGUAAGACACUGUUGCAGAAACACUCAGAUGUGACAUCUACAUUACAAACUCUGUUGCCUUAAUCUCUUGUUCACAUUACUGCGAUGUUUAUAUUUUUGUAAUAGCCUAAUAUUGUUUAUGGUAAUUAAGCUUUUCAAAUUUUGCCAGCAAGCAUUUUAGUUCAUUUAAUUUUGAACUGAAUGUUGUGACACACGUUGCACACCCAUUUUCAGAUGUUUUAAGCAUUUUCGCACAGCACAGCCUCUAUGUCUCACUUAAGCAGAUGACAAAUGGUAAUAUUUGAAGGAGAAAAAAAUAGAGCAUUGUGGAUAUAUUUAGAAUGGGUGUUGCUAUUUGAUCUGUGAAGGCAGCAUUGAGUUUCAUGGGUUUGUCACUUUUUGCAGGAAGAUGUGUGAAACGCUCCCACACAUGCAUAAGUGAAGACUGGAGGAGGAGGAUAGAUUUUAUAUAUAUAUGAGCUGGAAUCUUAGAGUUUUUAAUGAAUUUGGAAAAAAGGGAAUUCUUGAAUACCACUGGCCACAGCCAGGACCUCAUGGUGUGUUUUAUUUAUUUGUUUCUGUAGUUCUGAAUGUGUCUUGAUGACGUGUAUUUUUAUUUCACUAUUUAUUAAAAUAGAAAUGGCUUAAUGA
Molecule: messenger RNA, 3001 nt
Organism: Lates calcarifer (barramundi perch)
Lineage: Eukaryota; Metazoa; Chordata; Actinopteri; Centropomidae
Gene: nt5dc3
Product: 5'-nucleotidase domain containing 3
Exons: 14
Coding region: 108-1838 (576 amino acids)
Molecular function (GO): 5'-nucleotidase activity
Source: RefSeq, a predicted model, not a curated record